CCCAUAAUGAACACUAAACUCUGUAUGUUAAUAGUUGUAUUGAUUAUUGAUUUACUCAUAAUUCAUUUUCUAAACUCGGUGACCUCUGACCCCGCGAGUCCCGCCAAACACUGCGGAAGUGAAGCGGAAGCUGUCACUGAGAGCUAACAGCAGCUAGCGGUCCGUUAGCGAGGACUCCACAGAGGGGCUGACCAUAGGUACUGACCAUAGGUAUUGAUCAUAGGUGACUGACCAUAGAUAACUGAUUAUAUAUGACUGAUUAUAGAUAACUGAUCAUCGUUAUCACGUGGUUCAUCGCUCCGGUAGCAACCUCUAUGUUUACUGAUGAAGCUAACUGAUGCUAAGUGCUAACGAACGUUCCGCUGAUCGAUGACUGAAGCAGUGAUCAGCUGCGUCACCAGUAAACAGUCCCAUCAGAUCAUACUGGUCCCAGUGUGAGGGGACAUCCGGGUCUGUGGACAUCCGGGUCUGUGGACGGUUCAGCAGCAGCUAACUGAAGGAAGGAUGUCAGAGGAGCAGACGGUGUCUCUGGUUGAUGUUCUGGAGGAGGAUGAAGAGCUGGAGGAAGAAGCUUCAGCAGUGUUGGCAGGAAGUGACUCUGAUCACUGCUCCUACCCCCAGGGCUAUGUGAAGCGUCAGGCUCUGUAUGCCUGCAGCAGCUGCACACCAAAGGGAGGAGAGCCAGCGGGGGUCUGUCUGGCCUGCUCCUACAAAUGUCAUGAAGGUCACGACCUCUUUGAACUCUACACCAAGAGGAACUUCCGCUGUGACUGUGGAAACAGGAAGUUCAUGGAGCUGCAUUGUAAACUUCACUCUGAGAAGGACGAGGUCAACAGUCUGAAUAAAUACAGUCAUAACUUCUUUGGAGUUUACUGUACCUGCAGCCGGCCGUAUCCAGAUCCAGACGACCAGGUGGAGGAUGAGAUGAUUCAGUGUGUGGUGUGUGAGGACUGGCUGCAUGGCAGGCACCUGGGCUGUGUGGUUCCAGACUGUGUGGAGCUGCAGGAGAUGAUUUGUGAAUCCUGUAUGAACAAAAACCAUUUCCUCUGGACCUACGCUGCUCACCUGUCAGUUCAGGUGAAGGAGGAGAGAGAGGCAGACCAGUCAAACACAACCCUCCCUAACAAAGAAGAACAGGGGGAUGAAGUCAUUGAGCCCAGCUGUAAGCGAAGCCGUGAGGAGGCGGAGCCUAGCUGCAGACUGAAGCAGCUGCAGGCGAUUGGUCAGAAAAGAGUCCAAUCAGGAGCCGUGUUCUGGCCGUCAGGGUGGCGUUCCAAACUCUGCUCCUGUAUCACCUGCAAGGAGUGUCUGUCUGAAUCCGGCCUCUGCUUCCUGUUGGACGAGUCCGACACCGUCCUCGCCUACGAGAACAAAGGAAAGACCAACGAACAGGGACGGCAGGGACACGACCCUCUGAUGUCAGCGCUGGACCACCUGAACCAUGUGCAGCAGCUCGAGAUCAUCCACGGUUAUAAUGACAUGAAAACUGAACUGAAGGACUUCCUGCAGAGAUUCGCAGAAGAUGGAAAGGUUGUGACUCCUGAUGACAUCCGUCGGUUCUUCGAGCAGCAGAGUCGAAAGAGACGACGAGAUGAUGCCGGACGCUUUUACCCGACCUGAAGACCUUAAACCUUGAAAUGACCAACCUUUCUUGAUCUUACUUUUUUAUCUUCAGUUUUCUUUGAAGCUUUCAGACUUCCUGUUUUUAAUGUUUUCUGUCUCGUUGGUCACAAACAUGUUGUUUAUGUGUUUCCUUUUUAAUGAACUAAUUAAACUCCAUCAGCUGAACAUUGACAUGGAGUCGUCAUA
Messenger RNA from Anoplopoma fimbria (sablefish), 1809 nucleotides. RefSeq names its product putative E3 ubiquitin-protein ligase UBR7. Gene Ontology annotation, cellular component: cytoplasm. The record is from RefSeq and is a predicted model, not a curated record. The transcript has 12 exons. Lineage: Eukaryota; Metazoa; Chordata; Actinopteri; Perciformes; Anoplopomatidae. Bases 505 to 1620 code for a protein of 371 amino acids. Gene Ontology annotation, molecular function: ubiquitin protein ligase activity; zinc ion binding.